Molecule: messenger RNA, 1211 nt
Organism: Aspergillus piperis CBS 112811
Lineage: Eukaryota; Fungi; Ascomycota; Eurotiomycetes; Eurotiales; Aspergillaceae
Product: putative short-chain dehydrogenase/reductase family protein
Exons: 2
Coding region: 170-1174 (334 amino acids)
Source: RefSeq, a predicted model, not a curated record
AGGGUUGGGUUGGAUCCGAUCCUUCGAAGACGCAUCCCUGUUCAGCCUUGAUUAAUUGAUCGGCCUGACUGUGUCGAUUGUCAGCUCCUUUGGGCUACAUCAAUGACUGGCCGUCCUUCUAUCCUCCCUGGAUUGUAUAGGGUUCUGUCGCGUGCCGAUUAACUGCAUCAUGGCUAGCCUCCUUCGUCUACUACGCACCCAGUAUACCCCUCCGGUCGACCCCAGUGGGGUUUCAUUCGCAGGAAAAACGGUCAUCCUGACCGGAGCCACAUCCGGACUGGGGUUCGAGGCCGCCGUCAAGCUCCUCAAUCUCGGGGUGGAGUCGCUCAUUAUAGGGAGCCGGAACCUCCAGCGAGGCCAAGCGACCAAGACGGAGCUUGAGAAGCUUACAAACAGACAAGGAGUGAUUCAAGUAUGGCAGCUGGAAAUGAACAGCUUCCAGAGCGUCAAGAGUUUCGCAAACCGGGUGAACGAGGAGUUGCACCAAUUGGACAUUGCGUUACUAAACGCCGGAAUAUGGAACCGAGAUUUCGGCGUAUCGCCCGAGGGAUGGGAGGAAACAUUGCAGGUCAAUACGUUAUCCACUUCCCUGUUGGCGCUGUUGCUCCUUCCGAAACUAAGGAGUAGCUCCUCCUUGUCCGACCCGGCUCAUCUUACGGUCGUGUCCAGCCAACAGUUCGUGCGCGUGAAGGCCAAGAGUCUUCGGACGGUGCAGCCAUUAUUAAAGCAUCUGAAUAGCCCGCAGACCUUCAAAGGCCCCAAGCAGUAUGGUAUAUCGAAGCUUCUCCUGGAGUAUGUUCUCAAGACGGUAGCUGGUCUGGUUCGGAAUGAGAAUGGCACUGUGCCGGUCAUUAUCAACACUGUAAGCCCUGGGUUUUGUGUCUCGUCUCUUGGACGGCAAUACAGUAGAUUCUACGAGCGAUGGGCGACGUGGUUGGCUUAUAAGCUAUUUGCGCGCACGGCGGAGCAAGGGAGCCGGUCGUUGGUCAGUGCCACUUAUCAGGGGGUGGAGUCGCAUGGGAAGUGCUGGCGGAGUGAUGGAUAUCUAGAUGAAUCCGUGGCGUUGACAACGGGAGCGGAAGGAAAGCAGUUCCAGGCGAGAGCGUGGACGGAGAUCAUGAACGAGCUGGAGGAGCAAUCCGAGGGGCUGAAGGAGUCAAUCAGGGGGUGGUAAAAGCGCUUAAUCUUCACUAGCCGGGGCGAUACGUCUA